Molecule: messenger RNA, 579 nt
Organism: Scatophagus argus
Lineage: Eukaryota; Metazoa; Chordata; Actinopteri; Scatophagidae
Product: putative protein TPRXL
Exons: 1
Coding region: 1-579 (192 amino acids)
Source: RefSeq, a predicted model, not a curated record
AUGAUUUUCCCUUUGAUCCCUGAACCCCCCCCCCCCCCCUCCCUGCCUUCUGUGUCCCCGCUCUACCUGAAGGCCUUGGGGACCAAGAGCACCAGUGGCAGUAUUGAGCCUUACCUCUCUGGGUUCAAAACCGGCGUUUUCUCAGGCAGAGUGCCCUCUCCUGCAGCAGCGUUUGCCCCUAGCCUGAGGAAGCAUCCCCAGGAGGGGGCUAUGCCCUCGCUGACAGCCUCCUCCAGUCAAGCGAAGGCCCUGCUGGCAAGCCUGUCAGCCUCUGGCCUCAGCGCCGAGGCCCUGCUCCUCUCUUCCACCCUCCGUCAUCACCGCCUUCUGCGUGAGCAGCGAGCCUCCUCCUUGCCCUUGCCCAGCAGCCAGUCCUCCUCCCCGACUCCCCCUGCUACCUCCUCCUCUGCUUCCUCUUCACCCACCACCCCGACUCCUUCUCUGUCUCCCUCCUCUCCCACCCCUUUCAGUUCCCUUGCCCUUCCUUUGGCGGUUCUCAAGCGCAGCACCUGUAGCCUUGACAAAGAGGGCGGCAGCGGGCCUGUGAAUAAGGACCUCACGCCUGCUGGCUCUCACUGA